CGAACGAGACCCGGAAGUGGAUGGACUGCCUCGGUUUGUCACUAGUGGCAGUCGGACUUUGGCUACUCAUGCGCUCAUGUGGAGUAAAGAUGACUCACGCCGUGCAUCUCUCAUCUUUAGUUAACGCAUCACACGGUUUCUAAUUAAUCCCGGAUAAUCGGAAUAAAGAGAGUGAGCGUGCGAGGAGAAUGCAGCAGUUCAGUGUCGCACCAGCUGUCCUUCUCCUGCUCUGUGGCACGUUUCUGUCCAGGGCGCGACUGGAGGAGCUCGAACCCGAGACCCCGGACUGGAGGAAGACCUUAAAAACCAUCCGCAAUGGAAUUCACAAGAUAGACACCUUCCUGAACUAUGCUUUGGAUUUAAUAGGGGGAUCUGAUGGACUGUGUCAGUUUAAAUGCUCUGAUGGAUACAAACCCAUUCCCAGACCUCAUUACAAGCACGCGCCGCCCAACGGAUGUGGUUCUCCCCUGUUUGGAUUUCAUUUCGAUAUCGGGAUUCCGUCUAUGACUAAAUGCUGUAAUCAGCAUGACCGCUGCUAUGAUACGUGUGGAGAAGAGAAACAUGACUGUGAUGAUCGGUUCCACGCCUGCUUGGAGACCAUAUGCAGGAAUGUACAGAUCACACUGGGAAUGGACCAGAGUGUACAAGCGUGUGAAUCGGCAGUGACUCUGCUCUUCGAUGCUGUCAUGCACCUGGGCUGUAAACCCUACCUGGACAGCCAGAGAGCUGCAUGUAUCUGCCGUUACGAGGAGAAAACUGACCUGUGAUCAGCCCUGUUUAGGUCCAAAAAUCCUGAUGCCAUUGAGGAGAGUAUGAAGAGUCAAGACUGCCCUGGAAGUGUGUGAAGUUUAACAUUUGCCUGAUUUUAAAGGUGCUGUUCUUCAUGUUUAAGAGUGUUUAUAAAUCUUAAAUAAUCAAAUCAUAUAAACGGUCCUUUGGAAAAAAAAAUUGGUUUUAAUAGUGUGGGUCCGAAGAGACAAAAGAGAACAUUGUUUGGUUUAAGUGUAUAAAAGUUGCACUUCUCCUUACAGACAGCAGAGGGUGCUUAAACUUACUGAUUCACUUAACAUGUGAAUCAAAUGUCUGGGAGGAAAAAAAAUCACUGUGGGAAUCUGAUUUAAAAAAAUCUGAACACAGUUAUAGUUUCUGAGAAAAUGAGGCUUCAUCCCAAACCCUGACUAAUCCUCAUUAGAGUUUUUAUGAAAACAUUAGGCACUGGAUUUUUCUUUAAGUCUGUCAUUUUUUUAAAUAACCAAAUCAUCCCACAUUAGAGCAGCUUUUAAAAUUAGAAAGUCUCACCUUUUUUCUUUUUUUAAACGAGACCUUGAUGUGUCUCAGGGAGGACAGAAAGACUUCUGCACUUCUUUUGUGUUGUGUUUGUUCUGUGCAUUAUGGAGUUGAUAUGAAAUGUUUUAUACAUAAACAGAGUGAAAUCUCAGAAUGUGUAACUUGAAAUCUGUAUUUUUUUUCCCUCCUCUAAUGGAAUGUUUGUCAUCAUUUGCACAUUUCAUUUGUACCUUAAUCUUCUGGUUACUAUCCUCCCGUAUUCUCUUUAAAGUAAAUCGCUUAGCCCCACCCCUCUUCUUUUUACAGAUUUGCAUUUAGUCCUGCAUCCUGUUCUCUCUAAUGUUGGAAAAAAUUGACAUUAUCUCUUAAAUGUUGGACUCUUAGUCCCGCCCCUAAAACAUUUUACUCAAAACUUUCCAGUGCAAUGACAUAAAUAUUGUGAAUUAUUGUUAUUUAUUCACAUAUUAAAUUGAUCGGUAUUUAAGGGUGUCUU
Clarias gariepinus (North African catfish) is the source of this 1780-nucleotide messenger RNA. RefSeq names its product group XIIA secretory phospholipase A2-like. Gene Ontology annotation, molecular function: calcium ion binding; A2-type glycerophospholipase activity. The record is from RefSeq and is a predicted model, not a curated record. Gene Ontology annotation, cellular component: extracellular region. Gene Ontology annotation, biological process: phospholipid metabolic process; arachidonate secretion; lipid catabolic process. The coding region runs from base 189 to 767 and encodes 192 amino acids. NCBI's taxonomy places the organism in Eukaryota, Metazoa, Chordata, Actinopteri, Siluriformes, Clariidae. The transcript is spliced from 4 exons.